AUGCAUAGCAGAAGCCUGCUGACAGGAGCAGCAGCCACAUCUUACUCUUUCAGUCCAUCAUUCACCUCUGAAAAUGGCACUGCCAGUGGACUUGACUUGGAAAUUAACAACACUCAUCAUCAUCACAAUAAUACCAAUCAUAACAACAACUACACAAGCAAGCCUAUGAUCGUUCGGAAUGCCCAAAAAUCUUCGCCUCUCAUCACUCUGAUCCGAAGAGUAUGUUGUUUUUGCUGCAACAUUUCGAGCAGAACAUCACGUGUUGCUUCCGAUGGUCAUAUUCGAGGAGGCAUCAACAAGUCCCGUGUGACCAUUUCACUUGCCAUUCUCUUUUCCUUGUUCAUAUUUUUGUUUUUGGUUUUGCAAUCAAAAUUUAGUGUGAAUUACAAGAGUAGUGAAUUGUUGGAAAACAAAUUAGGGAAACAUUCUCUUCACACGAAAGAAGGCUCUCAUCAAACUCUCAACUUACACACUCUCUCUUCUGAUAAACGAUUUUCAUGUGAAGAUGGUGGAGGAUUUGAAGUCACAGAUUCAAAACUCACCAUUGUUGUCACACCAUCUUUGAGAGAGAGUGAUUUCAGAUUUAUUACGAGUCAAAGCAUUGGAGAAAAUGUCAUGUUGGAAUGGAUGUUAUUUAAAGAAAAGGAUCAACCAACACCCAAGUUUUUGAAAAAGCUCCAAAAGAAAGUAAUUCUAGUUGAUGAGAUCAAGAACGAAAUGGAAUUAUUGAAAAUAGGAUUGGAACAUUCGACAGGAGAGUAUUUAUUCUUGCUUCCUUAUGAGGUGCAUUUAUUUGGAACAUCCUCACAUGAAAUAUUUAAAUUGAAAUUGAGUCAAUUGAAAUGCAGUGCUCAAUCUGCAAUGUUAGGUUCCAUGCUCAUUUAUCCCAUUCAUGUCAUUUCGCAAAAACCAAGUUAUAAUUACACUAGUGCCAAUGACCCUAAUUCGUCUUUUAAUAUUUAUAGUAUGACCUACAGACUUUCAAAAAGAGAUAAUAACAUUCCAAUACCGUACCACUACAGAAGAGGAAGAAACUACUUUUCACUUCCAAGUUCAUCCAAAAUACAUCUGGACAAUAAUAUUUGUGUGGCCUUUGCUGGAGCGUUCUUCAAGACAUCAAAAUUCAAAAAUGUGAAAUUGGACGUCGAUUACAUGAGUCGAGAGUUGAAUGAGAUACAAAUGUGUCUACAACUGUACAAUCAAAAGAAAAACAUUAUGUUCGACCAUCAACCACAAGUCGAUGAUUUUGCUGUGGUAGUUCCGUAUAUACUGCCAAAUGUAGAAUCUGUCUCUGAAGAGGAAAAUUCAAACUCUUGGAGUUUUGUACUUUCUCGUGCCCCAUCAUCAAUGAACGAAGAACAAUCCUCUCAACCUAUCAAUACCUACGAACAGGCACCACCAACCACCAAUCGAUUUAUUCCUUUCAACACCUAUUCGAUUGGAAAUGUGAAAAAAUUUCUUAAAAAACAUACAAGUACUUUAAAUGAAAUUCUUGAAACAGAAUAUAAGAAACGUACAAACAAUCAUACGAGCAUGUCAUUGGUAUGGGAUUUCGGAGCUGGCUCUUGCUCUGGCUGGUUCAUGGAAACUGAAGAAUUUGUGACAAACUUGGACAUGGAAUACAGAGCUACCAAUUUGAGAAUAAUUACUGGACGAGAAGACACGUGCCUUGGGUUGGAGUCUUACAAAUUUGAAAGUUUAGAUCGAUUAAUUUCUAGAGAAGAUAUUAGCUCUAAAAUUGACGUUUUUAUUUCACACAAACCUCCAACAAGGUAUCCAAAAUCAUUUCCCUACAAAGGACUUGUUCAUUUGAAUGGUAUUCCCAAAUAUGUCAUUGGAAGAAGUAUGCAUGAAUCUGAAAAACUACCUCAGGAAUGGAUUUCCAAUUUGAAAUUAGUGAACGAGGUGUGGCUACCAAGCAGUUUUCUUGUGGAUGUUCUCGUUAAGAAAUAUCACGUGAGCCCUGAAAAACUCCAAGUCGUGCCAGAACCAAUUGACACAGACUUCUAUAGUCCAUACUAUUCAAAAUAUUUAGGAAUUGAUCAAUUGAAAAAGAUUGUGAAACAACUCGACUAUGAACCAAAUCAUUAUCACUUUUAUUCUGUUUUCAAAUAUGAAGAACGAAAAGGGCCAGAGUAUUUAUUAAUGGCCUAUUUUGAUGAAUUUGCUAAUGUGAAAGAUGUGACUCUUCAUUUACAAACCUACAUGUUUAUGCAUCCAAAUGGAAGGGAUAAAAAAGUGGUCGAACAAGCCAUUGAUGACGUUCGUGAAGAAUUUCUGAAAACACGAAAAGAUUUGAAACGAGAGAAUUUACCAUGUGUGAAUAUUAUUUCACAAGUCGUUCCAACUACAGUCAUGCCACACAUGUAUCAUCAUAUGGAUUGUUUUGUAUUACCGAGUCGUGGAGAAGGAUUUGGAUUACCCUAUGCUGAAGCCAUGUCCAUGGGAUUGCCGACAAUUGGUACAAAUUAUGGAGGCCAACUUCAAUUUAUGAAUUUACACAAUUCGUAUUUAAUUGAUGUCAUUGGUGAGAGAGAUCCAGAUCAAGAAUUUGUGAUACCCAAUGUCAAACAUUUGAAGAAACUCAUGAAAUAUGUUUACUCAAAUAGAAAUGAAGCAAAAUUAAUGGGAAAGAGAGCUCGACAAUAUAUUGAACAGAAUUUAACACAUCAAGUGGUGAAUCAAAUAUUGAUUUCACAGCUGAAAAGAAUUGAAAAAAAGAUUCAACAAUCGAAAUCUUCACAACAGCAACAACAACUGGACAUCAAAAAAGAAAAACCAAACAGACCAUUGAAAAUGGAACAGAGAGGAAUUCGACCACAUUAA
This is a messenger RNA of Naegleria fowleri, 2826 nucleotides long. RefSeq lists its product as uncharacterized. Lineage: Eukaryota; Heterolobosea; Eutetramitea; Acrasida; Naegleriidae. Gene Ontology annotation, molecular function: glycosyltransferase activity. The transcript has a single exon. Bases 1 to 2826 code for a protein of 941 amino acids. The record is from RefSeq and is a predicted model, not a curated record.